This is a messenger RNA of Prorocentrum cordatum, 606 nucleotides long. The record is from the annotation of a GenBank genome assembly. NCBI's taxonomy places the organism in Eukaryota, Dinophyceae, Prorocentrales, Prorocentraceae.
AUGCAAAAGUCCGCCACCAGCAGGCAGAUAUUCGACAUCAGGCUCCAACUUCUGAUGUCCUCCUUCAUCAUGAGGGUUGCCAGCGGCGUAGUCCACGGCGACAGUUACGUUCGAGCCCAGCUCGGAGUCCUCUACGCCCAAGCCGAUGAAGUGCUUGUCAAGGCUGAUGUCCACAGAGCGAUUGGCCGCGUGACCAACUCCAGGAAGAACACCAGCACCGCCUUCAACAUGAACACGAGCGGCCUCUGCGAGGCCAGGAAGAAAGGCCACUUCCACGCCAGCGGUUUCGGCGAUCCUGUCCUCGUGGCUGCCCUUAUCCAUGCUGAUGUCCGCGUGGCCAUGAGCCAGGAAAGAACAGGAAAAACGGACAUCUCCACGCCCGCGACUUCGACGAGUCCGAUUCGGAUCUCCAGGUCGCCGAGGCGCCGCCGUCGGAUGUCACCAUCUCCGACGCCCUGGUGGCAGCGGCCUCGGAGGGGCAGUCCGAACCCUCCGUGUAGACCUCCGCCUUGCCGUCGAAACCGUCCACCGCAUCGAGCGAGCCGCUGGUGCCGCAGGCGCGCUUCUCGCUCUGGGUGGCCUUCGCGGUCUCAAGCCAGGCCUUGA